This is a messenger RNA of Ilex paraguariensis (yerba mate), 1533 nucleotides long. The record is from the annotation of a GenBank genome assembly. Lineage: Eukaryota; Viridiplantae; Streptophyta; Magnoliopsida; Aquifoliales; Aquifoliaceae.
AUGAACAUACACACGUUGCAUCUACUCGUGCUAGGAUUUGUAAUUUGUGCAACUACAUGUACUGAUGGAGAAUCCUCAACCUGCUUGACGGUGUACAAAGAAGGCGGUGCUCCCGCGGUCUUUCAAUCCCCAAAAUGCCCUCGUUGGAGGCUAUCAAAUUACGCCUCCAAAUUGCGGUCCAGGUUGCCGAUGGCGAGGUGUCAGUGGGCCAUGCACCAGGGGCGACGCAAGUCUCAGGAGGACCGCACUUUCUGCGCUCUUGAUAUACGCAUUCCUUUUCCCGGUCCUACAGGAAUUACCGAGGUCACAGUUGAUAUUGUGGCAGUUUUUGAUGGUCAUAAUGGUGCUGAAGCGAGUGAAAUGGCUUCCAAGCUACUAUUUGAGUAUUUCAUGCUGCACACGUAUUUUCUUCUUGAUGCAACAUUUUUAAUUUUGUCGAGGAAAUCCAUGGUAAGGUUGCCAAGUAAAGGAGAACAAGAUUGUGGCUUUCAAAAGGAACUGAACUGGCAUGUGUUGGAUGUGGGCAGGUUGAAGCUGACGUUCUCGGCAAUCUUAGAUGGAUCUCUGCACUUGCAAAUAUUGAAGGAAGCAUUACUGAGAGCAAUCCAAGAUAUUGAUGCAGUAUUUUCUAAGGAAGCAUCUAGAAACAAUUUCAAUUCAGGUUCUACGGCUACAGUUAUACUUAUGGCAGAUGGCCAAAUUUUAGUUGCCAAUCUUGGAGACUCAAAGGCAUUUUUGUGCUCUGAAGUAUUUCAGUCUCCUCUUGAAGCUAAAGCUACUUUAUUAAGGUUAUACAGGCAGAGAAGAAGUGAAGGUGUAAUGUCACCCAUAAAAGAUUUCGACAGCUUUAAAAUGGCAGCUUCUGAUGGGUGGGUUUAUUUUUCUGCGAAGGAACUGACAAGAGAUCACCAUCCAGAUAGAGAUGAUGAAAGGUCCCGAGUGGAAUCUGCUGGAGGUCAUGUUUUUGAGCGGGGUGGUGUAUCUCGCGUUAAUGGUCAGUUGGCUGUUUCUAGAGCUAUUGGUGAUGUUCCCUUUAAAAGUUAUGGCGUUACAUCUGUUCCUGAGGUGACAGAUUGGCAACCUCUGACUGCCAAUGACAGCUAUUUGGUGGCUGCAUCUGAUGGCGUUUUUGAAAAGCUGAGUCCACAGGGUGUUUGUGAUUUAUUAUGGGAAGUACAUAGUCAGAGGCCCAUGAGAUUAGAACUCCCUUCCUCGUGCUCAUACUCAUUAGCUGAUUGUAUAGUUAAUGCUGCAUUUGAAAAGGGUAGUGUGGAUAAUAUUGCAGCUGUUGUGAUUCCAUUUAGAUCAACUGGUAUUUCUCAAAUGUUUCUGGAGGAAAGGUUUGAUGGAAGCAGGAAAUUUGAUUGCUUAGGUUUUGGACUUCAGAAGUACAUCUAUGAACAAUCGGGUGAGUUUCACUUUUCUUAUACUUUCUAUUUUAUGUCAAUGAGUACCAAAUGGAACCAAAACUUGGCUGGUCUUGAACAUGUCGGAACUGAAAUGCUAAGUACAAAUGAGGUAAAAACAUGGUAA